Molecule: messenger RNA, 1663 nt
Organism: Dunckerocampus dactyliophorus (ringed pipefish)
Lineage: Eukaryota; Metazoa; Chordata; Actinopteri; Syngnathiformes; Syngnathidae
Gene: ube2j2
Product: ubiquitin-conjugating enzyme E2, J2 (UBC6 homolog, yeast)
Exons: 7
Coding region: 150-935 (261 amino acids)
Source: RefSeq, a predicted model, not a curated record
UCCGGAAGUGCGUUCUUCCUGUUGCUCCUCCUUUGAGCUAACCGUAGGUUGGUGUCAUCGUCUUACAGUUUUUGGGGUCUGACCGCAGAAACUACAGCCCUAUUUCGUGUCCAGACCCGAAUACAUAUUUUGCCGGGGUCUCUGGAGAGAUGAACAACAACGGGAACAAGAGAGCUCCAACCACAGCUACUCAGCGACUUAAGCAGGAUUACCUCAGGAUAAAGAAAGACCCUGUGCCUUACAUCUGUGCUGAACCUCUCCCCUCCAACAUCCUAGAAUGGCACUAUGUGGUGAGAGGUCCUGAAAAAACUCCGUAUGAAGGAGGUUACUAUCAUGGAAAGCUCAUAUUUCCUCGGGAAUUCCCAUUUAAGCCACCAAGUAUUUACAUGAUAACACCUAACGGCAGAUUUAAAUGUAAUACAAGGCUAUGUUUGUCCAUCACAGACUUCCAUCCGGACACGUGGAACCCGGCAUGGUCCGUCUCCACCAUCCUCACAGGUCUGCUCAGCUUCAUGGUGGAGAAAGGUCCUACCCUGGGGAGCAUCGAGACCUCCGACCACACGAAACGACAGCUCUCAGCCCAAAGCCUCGCCUUCAACCUCAAGGAUAAAGUCUUCUGCGAAUUGUUCCCCGACGUCGUCGAGGAAAUGAAGCAGAAACAGAAAAUUCAGGAAGAGAUAAAUGCCCGCACUCAGCCCCUCCCCUUGCCCGAUGUGGUGCCCGAUGGCGAUCCCCAGCAGGCCCACUAUGGCCUCCCCGCCCUCAAUGGUGGUCCUGUCCCACUCGGGGGCGCCAACCCCGCCGCCGGCCUGCAGCAACCCAAUCGCAAUCAUGGACUUUUAGGCGGCGCUUUAGCCAACCUGUUCGUCAUUGUAGGCUUUGCUGCGUUCGCCUACACAGUCAAGUACGUGCUGAGGAGCAUAGCACAGGAGUGAGAGCGCAGCACAAACGCUACUUGGACAGGGAGGUUCAAUCCCGGGACCACCACGGACUCUGGAAGACAAAAAGUCAAAGCAACCCACCCAGGAAGGACUACGAGGGGGGUAGAGGGGAGUAAAAGCAGUGGUGCAUCGGUGGUGGAAACAAACGCGGCUCAUGGGUUGUGGAGGAGUGAAGUCUUUUAUAUCGCUGAUCACAAGUUCAGUUAGUGGAGUGGUGAAAAAAACACUCUUCUCCUCCUGCUCUGUUAUCAAAACACUUCCUCCCGCUUUUUGUUAUGCCGCACUCAUCACUUGUGUGAAGUCAUCGCAUCACAGACCCACUGAGACACAUCAAGAAGCUGUUGUCUCCCUUCAGUUACCUCAACAGGACUAACCUUAAAAAAGUGUUGCUCCUUACUAUAAUCUGGUCUCUAAUGGUCUCAGAACCAUUUUAAACACAAAAGAUGGUAAAUGUAUGAAACAGGUGUGUAUUCCAAAAAACAUGAAAAUGUCACUUCUGUCGCUGUAAUGAAGAGAAGAAAGUAUUAGGAUGUGGAACAGACACAUCAGCUCCCUCCAGUUAACCCAUGAGCCCAGUAGUGAGUCGGGACCAGUGCACCUUUUCCAUUGGUGUAGCUAACCAGUAUAACGCCGCUCUAAAUGAUGAUCUGAAAAAGGACACGUGUGACAAGAAUCAACAUUUUCUGGAAAUUUUCUUUCUGAUUUUUUUUUUGGGGGGGGGG